Molecule: messenger RNA, 669 nt
Organism: Colletotrichum phormii
Lineage: Eukaryota; Fungi; Ascomycota; Sordariomycetes; Glomerellales; Glomerellaceae
Product: ribosome biogenesis protein Nop16
Exons: 2
Coding region: 1-669 (222 amino acids)
Biological process (GO): ribosomal large subunit biogenesis
Cellular component (GO): nucleolus
Source: RefSeq, a predicted model, not a curated record
AUGGGUUCCGUCCUCCAAAAGAAGAAGCGCCGCUCCGGCCGCGCCAAAGUCAAGACACACAGGCCCAAGAAGCUCCUCAACCCUCUCGGCAACGACAUUAUCGCAAAGAACUGGAACAAGAAGGAAACCCUCACCCAAAACUACCGCCGCCUAGGCCUCACAGCCCGCCUCAAAUCAGCAACAGGCGGCACAGAAAAGACCCUCGCCCAACUCGAGCAAGCCUCCUCCUCCGCCUCCGCCAAGCGCGACACUUUCGCAAUCUCCACAACCGAAGAAGCAGUCUUUGAAGAAGCCCGCGUCGAGCGCGACGCCGACGGCAAAAUCAUCAAGAUCCACUACAACAGCGCCAAGCGCAGCAACCCGCUCAACGACCCCCUCAACGCCCUCGAAGAAUCCGACGACGACAACGAAAACGAAGGAGAAGAAUGGGGCGGCAUCGACGACGAGAGCAGACCCGAAGUCAUCCGCCUCCUCGAAAAGGAGGCCGCCAUGCCCGAGAUCAAGAAGCCCAGACAUAUUAGCAGCCAGGAGAAGGAGUGGCUCGAGAGGUUGAUUGCCAAGCACGGGGACGAUUACGAGGCCAUGGUGCGGGAUCGCAAGUUGAAUCCUAUGCAGCAGACGAGGGGUGACAUUGCGCGCCGGGUGAAGAGGUUUACGGGCAAGGCUUAA